AUAAAUCUAUCCUUAUCGGAUUGUCCCUGUGAGUGUAAAUAUUUGUCACAAUAAUGGAUAUAACCUUACCUCUACAAAUGACCCGAAUUCAGUACAAAUCACGUCAUAAUUAUCGCGAUUUAAUAAUAGAAGUAAUUGAAAUUGAACGUGUCGAGAGAGAGGAGCGCGGAUAGGUUAGGCUAGUAUUAGAUUGCAUCGACAGUGUUAAAUAGCUUCAAUUACGAAUAAUACUGCAACAGCAAUCGCUUGUUUACAUGAACCGGUUGCGAGUAUUAGUGGGAUGAUUCAUCAUCGUAGAAUUUAAUGUCUCUAAUUCAUUCUGACGGAAAAAUUAAUCUUCGUCUGAGCCUUCACAACAAUUUCAAGGGAAAAUCCUCCAGGAUUGAAUGAGUAAAUUUUUUUCGCAUAAUAAAUAUAAUUCUCAAUUUGAGAAUUAUAUUUUUGUUGAAUUUUAAUGACUGAGGAGACAAAUUAUUUUGUUUCGACUUUUUGUGAUCAUGUCCAUCGAGUGUAUGAGAUUGUGAAAAAGUCGAUCCAUUUUUGACGUAUGAAGAAGCCGGCACAACAAGUGACACCAUUCAAAAACCUUUGGACUCCAUAUUUACAUCGUGAAUGGUCACGUGGACCCAAUGGUUCAUCCAAUGAGAGCUUCUCCCCUGUGUUUUGCUGCCGAAUGAACAGACCCGAGCUGAACUCGAGUUGUUUACAUGGAAGAUAAUUCUGUUGACAGCCAUACGUGAGUUGAAAAUUCCCUCGACAAUGUUGACAUUCCCAUAAAACUAGCUAUUGUCGAUACAUGAAUGGGAAUUUCGUGGAAAAUGUGCUUGUGAGCUAUUUUAGUAAUUCCUCAAAUCAAAUUCUGAAGAUAAUGGAAAGCCAGAGAGACGACGACACUCAGGUGCCCAUACCCUUGAAGAAAGACGAAAUCACCCCAUCAUCUAGCGACAAGCCAAUGGAUUCGAAGAAUUCUCAGGCGAAAAUUGCCAGGGGUACGAAGAAGAUGAGAAUUGACUCCACAGACUCCAACCAACCUGCAGAGAAAAAAGAGACCAAAGAUGACGACGGGGACACAAAAAUCGUGCGCUCCUUCAAGCGCUCCUGCGAGCUCUGGUCGCUAGAGGACAAGAACACCUUCUUCAAGGCAGUGAACGAAUUCGGUAAAGACUUCGACGCCCUCCAAGCCUACUUCCUAGCCCAAGGUAAAAAGAAGGGCCUCCCAGAGACAAUGAUAAAGAACAAGGAACAAAUCCGUCACUUCUACUAUCGAACCUGGCUGAAGAUCUCCAAGCACUUGAAGUUUUCCGAGGACGUGAAGAAAGCCAGUCAAGAGAUCUACGGUUUAAUAAACUAUGGAGAACUCCGAAGAAAGCUUCCUCGAAUUCACGAGAAAGUUCUACUGAAGCUCAACGAGCUGAUCUUCUGGGGUUCAACGCAGGUUCGUCUACGUGGUAAAACCAUGAGAAUCAAAACCCCCAUAUGCAGAGCCCUGAGAAAGCUGAAUCAGCUUGAGGACUGGCAGGAGGAGAUAAAACUCCCCUCUAGAGUAACUGUUGAACUUCGCCCAGCGAACAAUUCGACCUGGUGGGAGGUGCAGGCACACGCCAUGAAUCCACGAGUGAGGACACUCUUACCAAUCCAACGAAGACUGUCAACCCUCCUAGGCUUCCUGCAGCAACGAUGGAAGCCAGCUAAAUACAGAAUCUCCCCAAACUUGGAGAACGAAGUCCUGGACCAAAAGGACCCUAAACUACUGAGAGUGGCCCCUCAGGAGGGCACGAAGAUCACUCUCCCCAUGGUGAACCUCGGGGAAUACCUCACCAGCAACAGUGUAAGCUUCAACUCUUACGAGGGACGUCUGGGGCUGAAAUCGUCGAGAGUUGAACUGCUGGGUUCAGUCCAGCACCUGAAAGGAGGUGGUAAAAAGUCCAUUAAGAAGAAAAUGGACAAACGAGUCCUGAGUUUAACAGAGGAAUGCCCAAUGUCUCUAUUGUAUGGCAACAGUGAUCUUGAUGGGGCUGAGAGCAGUGUGAACCCAGAGAAGAGUCUCUUCGCUUCUCAUCUGGAGAAGAAUGCUGUGGAGAUGUCGACAGAGCCUAAUAGGUUUCCAGGGAGGGAGACAAUCGAGAGGAUUCGAGAGGGGUGGACUAUUGACGAGGCGAACAGUAUUACCGUUGGGGAUUUGUUCCUGAUGUUUGGGCGGGAAGGCAAGAUCAUUCUCGAGUAUUGGUGGGACGUGCCUGGGGGCUCUGGGGGAGCCAGGGAUCGAGCCAAGCAGGAUGAUGGACUGUGUCUUGCUUUGAAGAAACUUCUUUCCAUUGCUAAACAUAAUUAUGGGACGAGCAAGGUUUACGAGAAUGCAGGGAGUAAUGAGACUGUGAUAUCGUCGAGGGUACCUUCAGCCAAAGAGUCAACGUUCAGGCGACCACUGAUACCCCAGCCAUAUCAUCAGAUUGGAAGUCAUGACGCUUUUAAGACACAGUUGGAUAAGUUUAAGACUAGGUUCAGUAAACGAGGAAGGACUGUCAGGCAGAGGAGUCUGAUUGUACAGAGGGCUAUUCCUGUGGUCGUGAGGCAGGAGGAGGUUCAGGAGAAGGAGGUGCAGAUGGAGGUGGAUGGGAGUGGGAAUGCAAAUGGGAUUGAGAUUGAGGGCAGUCCUGCGAUCGAGUUGACCCAGCAACCUGCAGAAUUUUUGACUGCACUUGGUGGUACUUCGGAAGCAUCGAAUUCCAUCAUCACUAGUGCUACACAGAUACUGAAGGAGGGGGAGGGACAGUGGUUGAAUAGCGAGGUUGCUGAUUACUCGUUGAGUAGCUUUUUGGGACAGUUCGAGUCACCAGUUAAGGGGUCGCAGAGGAGCCAGGCUGGCAUGAGUCUUGGGGACGGGCGACCUUCGUCUGAUGUUGUCAGCCAGAUGCAAUGUUUGAUGGGUGAGAGCAGUGUCGAUUACAUGGCCAAAUUCGCUAACUUGGCCUCGCAAAUAGCCUCAGACGAGCAGGAUACGUGAGUCACAUGAUAAAUUCCUCCCGAAAAUAUAUGAUUUCUAGCAUAAAAAAAAACCACAUGGAAGUAUUAAGUUAUAUCCUUGAGCCCCUGGUGCGUUUUUCAAUUUUCUAUACAAGCCGAUUGUGAUGAGCCAUUGUAAUAUAUCUCAUGUAAUAAAGUGUAAUUACGACCAUCAAA
Diachasma alloeum is the source of this 3180-nucleotide messenger RNA. RefSeq names its product protein cramped (gene crm). Lineage: Eukaryota; Metazoa; Arthropoda; Insecta; Hymenoptera; Braconidae. Bases 797 to 3004 code for a protein of 735 amino acids. Gene Ontology annotation, cellular component: nucleus. Gene Ontology annotation, biological process: pattern specification process. The transcript has 3 exons. The record is from RefSeq and is a predicted model, not a curated record. Gene Ontology annotation, molecular function: chromatin binding.